AUACGGUCAUACUGUAUAUCGUCGGUUUUAGCUGGUGUAGGGUCAUAUUUUUGCCGGGCGUGCUGAUGUCCUUUUUCGGGUGAAGCCAAGUCAUUUGCCAGCCGGCGAUCGCAGGCAACACAAGUACAGGAUGUGGCACGAGGCGAGGAAACAGGAGCGCAAGAUCCGUGGCCUGAUCGUCGAUUACCGCAAGAGGGCGGAGCGGCGGCAGUACUUCUACGACAAAAUUCAGGCAGAUCCCACCCAGUUCCUGCAGCUGCAUGGCCGGCGUAGCAAGAUCUACUUGGAUCCCGCGGUGGCCGCCGCCGGCGAUGGAGCCGCAAUCAUUGUGCCUUGGCAGGGUCAGCAGGACAACCUCAUCGACCGCUUCGAUGUACGCGCCCAUUUGGAUCACAUUCCUCCCGUGAACAAGACCAACGCCGAGGGGGCGGAUGGUGACUCCGAACUGACCCUCGAGGAGCGUCAGCUAAACUACGAGCGCUAUCGCAUCCUGGCGCAAAAUGACUUUCUCAACGUCAGCGAGGAUAAGUUUCUGCACCAACUCUACCUGGAGGAACAGUUUGGGGCCAAUGCCCAACUGGAGGCGGAACGGAAUCUUGCCAAAAAGAAGCAGAAGACGGGAGGAGCCACAAUUGGCUACUCCUACGAAGAUACCGGCGAUGGAGCGACCAUUGGACCUCAGCCCUUUGGAGCCGCCGGUUCGACAGCCAUUGGUGGAGCGGCAGUUGUUGCAAAGGGAGAGAAGGGGGAUGGCAGUGAAGAAUCGGAUUCUGACAUCGACAUGGAUGUGUCGAUAGACAUCGGCAAGCUGGACACCUCGCAAGCCCAUGAGCUUAACGCCUGCGGCCGCAACUACGGCAUGAAAAGCAACGACUUCUUCUCACACCUCACUAAGGAUGCUGACGAGGCGGAUGCCCUGCGCAUAGCGCGCGAGGAGGAGCAGGAGAAGAUGCUGCUCAGCGGGCGCAAGUCAAGACGCGAGCGUCGGGCCCAGAAGGAGAGAAGGAUCGCCAAUAGACCAUUCAGUCCGCCAAGCUAUGCUGCCAAGGAGGACAAGGACAAAAAAGGUGGUGGCAAGGGCGGUGAGAAAGAAAAGGAGGAGGACAGCGAAUCGCGUUCGCCUUCGCCCGCAGAAGCAGGUCCCGAGAAGAUAACCUACAUUACCUCGUUUGGCGGCGAGGACGAAAUGCAGCCGCACUCCAAGAUCACCAUCAGCCUGACGAAGCCAGGUCUGACCCUGGGUGAAUCGUGCAUCAAUGCCAGUAGCGGAGCGGCAAUUGCCGCCGCCGCAGCAUCUUCGGUUUCCUAUGCUCAAAAGGUGAAAGAUAAUCUGGACAAGUUAAAAGUGAUGAAUGAGUCGUCCAAGCGCAACAGGCGUCGAUCCCGCUCGCACUCCCGCUCUCGUUCCAGGAGUGCCUCAAGGAGUCGCAGUGGUAGUCGUCGGAGUGGCAGUCGUCGGAGAAGUCGCCGCAGUAGAAGCUAUCACAGAAGGAGCAGAACGCGUUCUCGUCGCCGACGAAGGUACUACUCCAGAUCAAGAUCCAGGUCGAGAUCAAGAUCCCGCUCGCUGUCAAGAUCCAGAUCCAGGUCUCGCAGUCGAUCGCGAUCCGGUUCCUGGAAACGCUAUAAGGCGCGCAGUCCAAGCUACAAGCGCUCUAGAAAGCGCUACUCCUAUUCCUCUCGCAGCUCCAGUGGCAGCUCAUACAGGCGAAGAAGUCGCUCCCGAUCCCCCUCCAGCCGAAGGAGUCGCGUCAAGAAGAAGACCACACCUCCUCCAGUGGCGACCGUGGGUGGUUAUUGCUUGAACACCACCACGACUACAACUACAUCCACUGUAACGGCGGUAAAGAUGAUCCAGCAGCAGCAGCCGCCGGCCAAAGCAACGCCACCCAUGAUCAGCUAUCCCAUACCUGCGCGAAUGCUCAAUGUAAGCCAAGCACUCACAGCUACCGCACCCGUAGCUGUGCAACCACAAGUGGUAGAGCCACCACCACCGCCUUUGAAACGCUACUAUGGCCGAAAAAGAGCCAACGAUACCUCCUCAUCUUCGUCGGGAGCGGAAAACAGCGAAGGCAGCGACAACGAGGAGCAGCAACAACCACAAUUGGGAAAGCGAGCUGAGGACUCCGAUGAUAUGGAAUUGGAUACUGCGUCGGAGCGUUCCCACGCCCUCCAGCCGACCAUGUCGUCAUCGAGCAGCACGGGUAAUCAAACAGGCAAAUAUAGUUCCGCUACCGAAACCAAAGGCUCCGGACAUCCGAGUUCUGGUGGUGGCGGACGGCCCAAUCUGCGCGAGCGGCUUAAGAGAAAGAUGCAGAACCUUUUGAACCGGCAAUAUAAAGCCGAUAAGCGUGCGGAAAUCGAAAAGACCGAGCGGGAACGACUGCAACAGCAGGAGCGCGAGGAUGAGAUGCGAGAACUGGCACUGAAGCUGCGCAGAAGGCGCCGUGAGCUGCGUCACAAAUAUGGAACGCCCUCGAGUGGAAAGCUCUCGGACAGCGAUGCCGAAUCUGUGGCAUCGGAAAGCCAGCUGGCAAAGUUCUCGUCGCGUCGCAGUCGCAGCAGAUCAGAAAGUCGUAGGCGGUCGCCACCGCCGGAAACACAGCACAGCAGACGGAGCAGCAGCCGAACGGAAAGGAGGAGACGCACAAGGACGCCCAGUCCAAAGUACAACCGUAGGCAGCGUUCGCGCUCCCGAAGCGGAAGUCGCGUGGAGCGGAAGCGACGUUCCCACAGUCGACGGCGCAGUGGCAGCCGUGAUCGGCGCCGUUCCCGCAGCCGGAGGAGUCAGUCCAGGCGGCGGAGGCAGCGGGAACGCAGCAUUGAGCGGAACCGCGAGCGGGAACAGUACAGGCAACAGCAUCAGCAGCAGAACGAACGUAUGCGUGGUCGUGAUCGCGACCGGGAGGCGGAUUACGGUCAUGGUGGCAGUGGUUCUUCGAAUCGAGGACGCGUCGUCAUCUCCGCCCCGCCAAAGCUCAAGAAACUGGUUGACUAUUGAUCCCGAAAUCGUUGUGAAGGAGACGUUUUUCUAUUCACUUGAUUAUACAUUUGAUAUUCGCUCGAUUGUUUAUGCAUAUAUGUACGAUUUAUUUCUGGAGCGUGUUUUGCGCUCCCUGUUGAUUCUGGCCCCAAUAAAAUAUUUAUAGCGCAUAGUAUUAAAGUUACAACUUUUAAAGAAGAA
This is a messenger RNA of Drosophila mauritiana, 3184 nucleotides long. Its product is annotated as CLK4-associating serine/arginine rich protein. The transcript has 6 exons. NCBI's taxonomy places the organism in Eukaryota, Metazoa, Arthropoda, Insecta, Diptera, Drosophilidae. The record is from RefSeq and is a predicted model, not a curated record. Bases 131 to 3001 code for a protein of 956 amino acids.